Molecule: messenger RNA, 2001 nt
Organism: Hypoxylon fragiforme
Lineage: Eukaryota; Fungi; Ascomycota; Sordariomycetes; Xylariales; Hypoxylaceae
Product: putative alcohol oxidase
Exons: 12
Coding region: 1-2001 (666 amino acids)
Molecular function (GO): oxidoreductase activity, acting on CH-OH group of donors; flavin adenine dinucleotide binding
Source: RefSeq, a predicted model, not a curated record
AUGUCUUUGCCAGAGGAAUUCGACAUCAUCAUCUGUGGUGGAGGUAGUUGCGGGUGUGUGGUAGCUGGCCGAUUGGCGAAUUUGGAUCACAACCUGAAGAUUCUGCUCAUCGAGGCUGGUGAAAGCAACCUGAACAACCCAUGGGUCUUCAGGCCAGGGGUUUACCCCCGUAACAUGAAGCUGGACUCGAAAACGGCCUCCUUCUAUGAGUCUCGUCCAUCGAAAUGGCUCUCGGGGAGAAAGGCGGUGGUUCCAUGUGCCCAUAUUCUGGGAGGUGGCUCCAGCAUCAACUUCUUGAUGUACACACGUGCUUCGGCUUCGGACUACGAUGACUUCCAGGCAAAGGGAUGGACGACGAAGGAGCUCCUACCGCUCAUGAGGAAGCAUGAAACCUAUCAGCGUGCCUGCCACAACAAGGAACUCCACGGAUUUGAGGGGCCGAUUAAAGUGUCCUUCGGCAACUACACAUACCCCAUCAAGGAUGACUUUCUUAGGGCUGCGGAAUCCCAAGACAUUCCUAUUGUCGAUGAUUUGGAAGACCUUAGCACUGCCCACGGUGCUGAACAUUGGUUGAAAUGGAUUAACCGUGAUACUGGCAGACGUAGCGACAGUGCACACGCAUACGUUCAUUCGACUCGUGCUGUGCACAGCAACCUAUACCUUGCUUGCAACACUAAGGUGGAGAAGGUCAUCAUCGAGAACGGCAGAGCGGUCGCUGUCCAGACCGUACCAACGAAGCCGCUUCAUCCCAACCAGCUAAAGACUCGCACCUUCAAGGCACGCAAGCAGAUCAUUGUGUCCGGAGGUACCAUUUCUUCGCCCCUAAUCCUUCAACGAUCCGGAAUUGGUGACCCCGAGAAGCUGAAGGCAGCUGGCGUUGAACCAAUCGUCGAUCUCCCCGGUGUGGGACUCAACUUCCAAGACCACUACUUGACCUUCUCAGUGUUCCGUGCUAAGCCUGAGGUCGAAAGUUUCGACGACUUCGUUCGAGGUGACCCUGAAGUGCAAAAGAAGGUAUUCGACGAAUGGGCACUAAAGGGAACUGGCCCACUUUCCACCAACGGCAUUGAGGCUGGUGUGAAGAUUCGCCCAACGGAGGAGGAGCUCAAGGAGUUCGAAUCCUGGCCAACACCACAAUUUAACGAGGGUUGGAAGUCGUACUUCAAGAACAAGCCUGACAAGCCCGUCAUGCACUACUCCGUUAUUUCUGGCUGGUUUGGUGACCACAUGCUCAUGCCCCCUGGAAAGUUCUUCACAAUGUUCCACUUCUUAGAGUAUCCAUUUUCCCGAGGAUUCGUACACAUCAAGUCGAAAGACCCUUACGAGAGCCCAGACUUUGACCCAGGCUUCAUGAAUGACGAGCGUGACAUGGCACCGAUGGUGUGGGGAUACAUAAAAUCGCGAGAGACAGCCCGACGCAUGGACGCUUACGCCGGCGAAGUUCAGGCUAUGCACCCGUUCUUCGACUAUGACUCGCCAGCUCGUGCUAAUGACAUGGACCUUGAGACCACUCAGCGCUACGCCCUCCCGGGCAACCUGAGUGCUGGUCUGCAGCACGGUAGCUGGAGUUGCUUUAACCCAGCACCAUCGAAGAAACCAGAGUUGAGCGUCCUCAACAGUAACAAGGCCGAUAUCCGAGAAGAUCUCAAGUACACUAAGAAGGAUAUUGAAGUGGUUGAAGAAUGGGUGAGGAGACACGUGGAGAGCACAUGGCACUGCCUGGGUACUUGCUCCAUGGCCCCUAAGGAAGGCAAUAGCAUUGUGAAGCACGGUGUUCUGGACGAACGUCUAAAUGUCCACGGUGUUAAGGGCCUCAAGGUUGCGGAUCUCAGUAUCUGCCCUGACAAUGUUGGCUGCAACACAUACUCGACCGCUCUCCUCAUCGGUGAGAAGUGCGCCAUGUUGACGGCCGAAGAUCUCGGAUAUUCUGGCGAAGCGCUCGACAUGAAGGUCCCAACAUACCACGCUCCUGGCGAGGUGAACCUGCCAUUCCGCGUAUGA